GCUGAAGAAGAUAACGAAAAUUUCUUAACUUCUUACUGUGGACAACAACAUUCCCCUUAUUUUUCAGUGAACUGAUCUCAGAGAGACUCUCAUUCUGUAAAGAAAUAUAAGCGAUUUAGGAACAAUUUGUGAAUCGAGAGCGGAGGAGAGGAAAUUAUGUCUAGUAACAGUGUGUUCCAGGCACCCAUUCAUAGCUACUUACAACUUCCGGCCACGAAACUUGCAUCAAAAAUUCGCCGAUUAGAAAUUGGUGUUGAGGAACUUUUGCAAGUAUUCAUUGACAGGAUAAAUGCAGUCAAUGGUAGCAUCAAUGCAGUGGUCGCUAAUCGUUUCUCAGAGGCUUUGGCUGAGGCGAGAGAGGUCGACGAGGAACUUCAUAAGAUGACUCAAAUUCAGAGAGACGAACUGGAGAACGAGAAACCUCUCCUGGGUGUGCCAUUUACCGCUAAAGAAGCUUUUGCGGUCAGAGGCUUGCCUAAUAGUGGUGGUCUCGUGGCUCGUAAAGACUGCAUAGCCGAAGAAGAUGCAGUUGUUGUGGGUCGUUUACGACAGGCUGGUGCUAUCCCGAUAGCUAUUUCUAACUGCAGUGAAUUAUGCAUGUGGUGGGAGUCAGCAAAUCGGGUUUAUGGAAGGACUAGCAAUCCAUUUAACAGGUCCAAAAUAGUUGGGGGUAGCUCUGGAGGAGAGGGCGCUAUCAUUGGAGCAGCUGGAUCAGUAUUCGGCGUAGGAUCAGACAUUGGUGGCAGUAUAAGAAUGCCGUCCUUUUUCACUGGAAUAUUUGGACACAAGCCUAGUCCAGACAUUAUACCCAAUGCUGGUCAGUUUCCUGAUGCAUCAGGUAACAGACAGCAGUUCUUGUGCACAGGGCCUAUGUGCCGAUAUGCAGAGGACCUCAAACCUCUUCUAACGGUUAUGGCGGGAGAUCAAGGAGCAUCAAAAUUGAAUCUUGCAAGGGAUGUAGAUGUUACAAAGCUGAGAUAUUUUAGCAUUGAGGAUUGUGGAGGACACUUUUUGAUAUCAAAUGUUGAUCCUGAACUAAAGCAGGCCCAGCAAUAUGUCUGUCAACAGCUUGAGGAAAAACUUGGUGUGGAAGUAGUGAAACUUAAAAUUGAAAAACUUUCAAACUCCCUUGAGAUUUGGUCAUCGAUGAUGUCUUCUGGAGCACAAAAGUCAUUUUGUUAUUACAUGGGUAACCAAGUGUCAGAAGUUAAUCCCUUCUGGGAACUUUUGAAAGCUUGUAUUGGACUCUCUAAUCACACACUUCCUGCAAUUGGUUUGGGCAUGCUGGAAAAAUUUGAAAGUUUAACACCUAAAAGGGUAUCAGAGUCUUUCAUUCAAAUGGCUGAGGAGCUAAGACUGGAACUUGAAGGUAUUCUAGGGGAAGAUGGAGUCUUAAUCUAUCCCUCUCACCCAUCAGUGGCUGUCAACCAUUGCAUUCCCUUGUUAUUUCCUUUUAAUUUCUCAUACACAGCUAUUUUUAAUGUUCUUUAUUUCCCUGUAACUCAGUGUCCUGUUGGGCUGGGAAAGGCAGGUUUACCUCUUGGAAUUCAGGUGGCAGCAGCAAAGGAUAAUGACUGUCUAACCAUUGGUGUUGCCAUGGAGAUUGAGAGGCUAUGUGGUGGUUGGGAUGGGUUGUUUAAACAAAAACAAUCUGGUCUGAACAUUGAUCAAUAAAAAACAACAUUUUACUCUGAAUGAAGUUUGCAUUAGAAACAAAAUACACCAUAUUUUUGACACUAUAAUAAAUCAACAUAUUUUAAUAAAAUUUGUAGUAUACCCAAAAGCACAAGAUUAUACUACUUAUUGUAAACUAAAAGUUGUGAAAUAAGCUACCUGUAUUUUAGAAGAAAAUCCUAUCUUUCUUUUUCUUUUUUAAUUUACAUUUUAGAAAUGUUUAAUUUAGAGUGAAAUGUAAUUCAGGAUUUCACUAUAUUUUAUGGUUAGUUUAAUGACCUCUUGCCAUGUCAGUCAGUGAGAUACAAA
This is a messenger RNA of Pocillopora verrucosa, 1983 nucleotides long. Its product is annotated as fatty-acid amide hydrolase 2-A-like. Gene Ontology annotation, cellular component: endomembrane system. The record is from RefSeq and is a predicted model, not a curated record. NCBI's taxonomy places the organism in Eukaryota, Metazoa, Cnidaria, Anthozoa, Scleractinia, Pocilloporidae.